Molecule: messenger RNA, 1514 nt
Organism: Dendrobium catenatum
Lineage: Eukaryota; Viridiplantae; Streptophyta; Magnoliopsida; Asparagales; Orchidaceae
Product: probable choline kinase 2
Exons: 7
Coding region: 357-1400 (347 amino acids)
Biological process (GO): phosphatidylethanolamine biosynthetic process; phosphatidylcholine biosynthetic process
Cellular component (GO): cytoplasm
Molecular function (GO): choline kinase activity; ethanolamine kinase activity
Source: RefSeq, a predicted model, not a curated record
CCCAACUCGAAGAUAUUCUGGUGCGAUGUGGGCCCACUAAUAAGAAAAUAGGGCAUUUUAGAAUUAUUACAAGGGGAAAACGAAGACCGACCAGGGGUUGCUUACAAGCCUAUAAAUAGUCGAACUAACCACCGUAUUCCUCGCCGGUGGAUGGUCGAUGAAAAAUAAAGGAAUCUCACUCUCUCUCUUCUUCGCCUUUCUAAGGAAGUCAAAAACGUCGGCGUUUCCUUCGCUUCUUCCUCCACAUCGGAAUUGAAUCUGAUUAUUCGAUUUCAACAGAUAAACGAAAUCAUCUCAGAAACCUGUUUCUUGUACGAUCCAUACUUGUUUCAUCGGAUUAGACCCACGGUGGGGCGAUGGAAGUCUUGGAUCGGAUUCCGAACGAAGCGAAGAAGAUCCUGCACUCCCUGGCGUCGGAAUGGAGUGACGUGUCGGACUCGAGGGCGAUCGAGGUGGUGCCGCUUAAGGGAGCUUUGACCAACGAGGUGUUUGAGAUCAAGUGGAUGGCGGAGGGGACAGGUGAGGGGGAAAGGGGGAGGAAGGUUUUGGUGAGGAUUUAUGGGGAAGGGGUGGAUGUGUUCUUCAAUCGGGAGGAUGAGAUCCGGACAUUUGAGCUCAUGUCGAGGCAUGGACAGGGCCCGCGUUUGCUUGGGAGAUUCCACAAUGGUCGCGUCGAGGAGUUCAUUCAUGCCAGGACUCUAUCAGCAACUGACCUGCAUGACCCGGAAAUAUCUGCUCUUAUAGCUUCAAAACUUAGAGAGUUCCACGAUCUUGACAUGCCUGGUCCAAGGAAAGUUCAUUUAUGGGACCGAUUAAGAAAUUGGCAUAAAGCAGCCCAAAGCUUGUGCUCUACCGAGCAAGCUAAGGAAUUUUGCUUGGAUACUUUAGAAGAGGAGAUUAGUUCCUUGGAAAAGUUGUUGACAGGGGAUGAUCAGAGAAUUGGAUUCUGCCACAAUGAUCUUCAAUAUGGCAACAUUAUGAUGGAUGAGGAAACAAAACAAAUUACCAUCAUAGACUACGAGUAUGCAAGUUUCAACCCAAUUGCAUACGAUAUCGCUAAUCACUUUUGUGAGAUGGCCGCUGAUUACCAUACCAGCACUCCGCAUGUUCUGGACUACAGUAAAUAUCCAGAUCUUGAAGAUCGCAAAAGAUUUGUUAAUAUAUAUGUGAAAUCUCCAGGUGAAGAUCCAUCUGAAGUGGAUCAGCUUGAGGAUUUACUUGAAUCGAUUGAGAAAUAUGCCCUUGUUAGUCAUCUAAUCUGGGGCCUUUGGGGUAUAAUAUCGGAGAAUGUGAAUGAAAUUGACUUCGACUAUGCUGAGUAUGCAAGGCAGAGGUUUGAGCAGUACCGUUUGAGAAAGCUUAUUCUUUUGGAUCAAGGCUUCUUUCAUCACACUAGUUAAUGUGUUCGGCAACGGUCUCUUAUCUUUGUGUGUGUAUGUAUAUAUAUAUUAAAAAUAUUUGUACUAAAAUUUUAUUUUAAAAAAUAGUAAUAAAGUUGUCCCAUUUUGAUAAGA